AGCCUGCUGUUACUACUCUGCUUUCUAUAAGAUGUUCUCUUUUUAAAAAGAAAUGUAAAGCUGGGAGCUUUUUCUCUGGAAGGUCUUAAAUGUGUGGCCUUCCAGCUGUUGGUAGACUGGCUGUGUUGGUUUAGACAGUGAUGGGAGUCACGAUCCAGCAGACCGGGAAGUCCAUGUUUCCCACCUCUGUUUUAAUACAGGGAGCAUUCUACACAUGAUGAAUGGCGGUUGUUGUUGUUGCUUCCCUUUUAUUUGUACUGUGCUUUUUUUUCCUUUUAAAACAAAAGUGCACCUCUGCAUCAGAAAAGCAUAGUGCUCUGAAAGGAUCAGGAGCAUUUUGCUCUUUUAAAAUAAGCUGUAUAAUUGCACUCUGCACCAGUGUAGAAACAUUAUUUGGAUGCCACAGUUUGAGCAAGAAAAUGUGGCAGGCCUAAGUGGAGGGCUUUUCUUGCCACCCUGGUCCUCAGUAGUUUUAAUUUGUCCUUUUCCCCUCCAAUGAUUUUAUUCCUAGAGGUUCCGUUCUUUCUUUUUGAAGUGACAUAUUUUAUCCUUUUUCUCCCUCAGACUAGCAGUUUUACAGAGACUUGGCUGGACAUCUCCUCAGCACGUCCAGAAAUGACUUCUUUGGGGACCAGCAGCCAGACAGCAACUGAAUAUGUGGUCCGUGUUCCCAAAAACACCUCUAAGAAAUACAACAUUAUGGCCUUCAACGCUGCUGACAAGGUCAACUUUGCCACCUGGCACCAGGCAAAGAUGGAGCGAGAUCUCAGCAAUAAGAAGAUCUACCAGGAAGAAGAGUUGCCUGAAUCAGGAGCUGGCAGCGAGUUCAACCGCAAGUUGCGAGAGGAGGCACGGCGCAAGAAAUACGGCAUCAUCCUGAAGGAGUUCAAGCCGGAAGAUCAACCCUGGAUCCUGAAGGUCAACGGCAAGGCUGGACGCAAGUUCAAAGGAGUGAAAAAGGGUGGUGUGACUGAGAACACCUCCUACUAUAUCUUCACACAGUGUCCAGAUGGUGCCUUUGAAGCGUUUCCAGUCAACAACUGGUAUAACUUCACACCCAUCGCCAAGCACCGCACGCUGACGGCAGAAGAAGCUGAGGAGGAGUGGGAGAGGCGGAAUAAGGUCUUGAAUCACUUCAGCAUCAUGCAGCAGCGGCGGCUGAAGGACCAAGGCGAGGAAGAAGAAGAGGAGAAGGAGAAGAAGGGGAAAAAGAAAGGUGGUGAUUUGAAAAUCCACGACCUGGAAGACGAGCUGGAGAUGAGCUCUGAUGACAGCGAUUUCAGCGAUGCUGAUGGUGAGAAGCCAGCCAAACCCAAGAAGAAGGCGCCUCAGACCAAGAAGAAGAAGAAGGCCAAGGGAUCAGACGACGAAGCCUUUGAAGACAGCGAUGAUGGGGACUUUGAGGGCCAGGAGGUUGACUACAUGUCUGACGGAUCAGGAAGUUCGCUAGAAGAAGUGCCGGACAAGCCAAAGGUGUCCAAUGAGGAAGACAUCCCCAAAGGUAUAGACGAAGCCAACGAGAGCAGUGAGGAGAGUGAGGAGGAGAAGCCGGUGGAGGAGAAGGAGGAAGAGGAGGAGGAGAAGAAGGCUCCAACUCCACAGGACAAGAAGAAGAAGAAAGGCGAAGAAGACAACAGCGAUGAGUCGGAGACAUCUGAGGACAGUGACAUUGACAGUGAAGCAUCUUCAGCCCUCUUCAUGACGAAGAAAAAGACCCCUCCCAAGAAGGAGCGCAAGGGAUCCGCCAGCAGCUCACAAGGGAACAGCCGUCCAGGGACACCCCUGGUGGAUGCUGGCAGUACCUCCUCCACCCUGCGGGCAGCAGCCAACAAACUGGAGCAAGGUAAGCGGCAAGCAGGUUCUGGGGAGCUCCCGGCAGCGAAGAGGCUGAAACUGGACGCUGGGCCCCAGCCUGCUCCAACAUCUGGGAAAUCUACCCCGCAGCCGCAGUCGGGCAAGUCAACGCCCAGCAGUGGUGACGUCCAAUUGACGGAGGAUGCUGUGCGCCGCUACUUGACCCGCAAGCCCAUGACAACCAAGGAUCUGUUGAAGAAAUUCCAGACCAAGAAAACGGGGCUGAGCAGUGAGCAGACAGUCAACGUGCUGGCCCAGAUCCUUAAGCGCCUCAACCCCGAGCGCAAGAACAUCAAUGACAAGAUGCACUUUUUCCUUAAAGAGUGAGGAGGGGCCAGGCUGGGCCAGACUGCCAUUGACCUUGGGUCCCCAUCAUCCUGCCAGGCAGCCCUGAACUCUUGUGUUGGACCAGUUAGCAAUGGUAGCUAGAAUCAGAGAUGGGGUUGGUUGGCAUUGGCAUCCUUGAAGGAAAGAGGAAGAACCACUGUCCUGCCUUCCGCCAGCUGGGUGCUGUCUUCAUAUUGGGGCUGGUGGAUGUAGGCAAAAGACUGGCAUGGCCUAUAAAGGGGUAUAGAAGAUAAGAUCUGUCUGAGUGGAGGGUGUUGGUGUUUUUUUCUUUUCCCAGUUUAGUCGGGCAAUGCACUAGUGAAAUGCUGCCAUUUUUGGAAAUAAAUGGGGACAUAUUUUUUA
This is a messenger RNA of Pogona vitticeps (central bearded dragon), 2544 nucleotides long. It is a transcript of the gene GTF2F1, whose product is annotated as general transcription factor IIF subunit 1. NCBI's taxonomy places the organism in Eukaryota, Metazoa, Chordata, Lepidosauria, Squamata, Agamidae. Gene Ontology annotation, cellular component: nucleus; transcription factor TFIIF complex. The record is from RefSeq and is a predicted model, not a curated record. Gene Ontology annotation, molecular function: DNA binding; RNA polymerase II general transcription initiation factor activity; TFIIF-class transcription factor complex binding. Gene Ontology annotation, biological process: transcription initiation at RNA polymerase II promoter; positive regulation of transcription elongation by RNA polymerase II.